Nilaparvata lugens (brown planthopper) is the source of this 13913-nucleotide messenger RNA. Its product is annotated as NACHT and WD repeat domain-containing protein 2. The record is from RefSeq and is a predicted model, not a curated record. NCBI's taxonomy places the organism in Eukaryota, Metazoa, Arthropoda, Insecta, Hemiptera, Delphacidae. Gene Ontology annotation, molecular function: protein binding. Bases 1878 to 6017 code for a protein of 1379 amino acids. The transcript is spliced from 26 exons.
CGAUCAGCUGUUGUUUGUACGAGUGCUGGGUAACAGACGACAGGACAUAGUAAUGUCGAGGUCGAGAGUUAUUUAUUAGUGACAGUGUGAAGGGAUUUUCGUGGAAUUUGAUUAUUGUAAAUUUGUAUUUAUUAUUGUUCAGUAACACUCUUAAAUAACAGUGAAUAAUAAUUCUUCAUGGUGUAUUUAUCUGGAAAUAUAAGUGCCAAGCCUAGCUUUGUUUGGUUAUUUUAUCUACAAUAUCCGUGAAUUUUGCAUGUUAUUUAUAAUUCCAUUUCCAUUAUAGUGUUACAAAUACAGUUUUUGCAUACCGGUCUUCGAAUCAAUCCUACUCAACGAGUGAUGUACUAGUGAAAUAUAUCUAAAUAAUAUGAAUCUCCUUUUUGAGAGUACUUGUAACUUGAUAGUAACAUUGACGUGUUUGGCUCUGGACCCAGCGAAGCCUGCCAUUUUACACAGAUAUUGAAGAAAAGAGACAAAUUUGAGUUAUAUUAACAAAGUGAAAUAUUUAUUACCUUCGAUAACUACCAUACUCGAAAUGGCUGAUAAAUCUUUUAAAAAUGAAUCGGAAGCCUGCCAUCUUGUGUUUGAUGUCUUCAAAGAUCUCAUAGAACAUCUUCAAUCAUCGUCCAUUUGACAUUUGACACGCCACAAUCAUCCACUAUAACUCAAAGGACUCCAUCUUCAUCUGGAACAUCUGGUUUUUUUUAAAAAUGUUCGAUAAACUCUUGUGUUCUCAUCCCUACUCGCCUUCCUACUUCAAACUUUUCAUUCCUCUUCAGAAGUGAUCCCCAGAAGGGAUCUUCUUUUUCAUCAACUAGUUUAUAAUUUAUUGCAUCUUGUAUAACUGAAAUCAGGGCCCAUCGUGAAAACUGGGAUCAAUUGAAAGUCAAUUCUUCCAGCACUGUAUUUUUCAACAAAUUUCUUACCAUGUUGAGUGAUUUGCGAAAUUUUUCUUAUGACCCAGAAACCAUUGAAAUUGAACUCACAGACAUGGAUUUCUGGGGAAGAUUUAUAAAAAUUUCUAAAUUGGUAUACGUGUAAAUAGUCUGUCAUACAAAUUAUUAGAAUACAUAUUUACCUUGUUAUUAUACCGGAGAAAACGGGUCAGCUUUGAAUUUGUAAUAUAGAAUAAUCGUCAAGCAUAAGUUAAUCAGUUUUAGAAUAAAAUUAAAUCAUUCUCCAUCAACUAUUAAAGCUAUAUUCAAAGAAGACAAGCCAAUAUAUAGAAAUAUUUCAACAGUAAGCACAAACUUAAUCUACUGUACCGAGAAUUAUUUAUUUUCCAUUCAGUGAUAUAAUAUAUAAUAUGUUAUAACCAAUAAAUUUAUCAGCUUUGGAUAUCCUGCUUAAUGAGUGGAACAAUUUUUGGACUGGAAAUCUCAUAAAUCGAACUCUAUCUAUCGCACUGAUAGCUUCAAUUUUGAGAAAUGUAACAAAUUAGUCAUGUUCAAGUCUUCAGCUAGAACUCGAGGUUCUGAGUAUUGAAAUGGUAUAAUUGUUGCAAAAAUGUGAACUUUACCAGUGUGAUAAGAACUUUUCAAAAUGUUUUCAUUAUAGAUUAUUGUUGGACGUAAUUAUUGUGAAAAUGGUGUAAGCUAAGUACUUGUAUUACUUAGAACCAAGUGGUUUUCUAUUCAGAUCUGCGAUAUUGUGUGUAUUACGGACAGAAAAAUCUCAUUUACGAAACCGGGAAUAAACAAACUUUUUCAAGAUGGGUUCCUCAAGGACCCGUAUAAAAAGAACUUUUGGUUCUCCUGUUAAGUGGAAAAGACUUGUGUGGGGUGAGUAGAGGUAGCGAGUACCUCCGAGAUCUUCGCUCUGACGAAGAGCGAAUUUUCGUCUAGCGUCUUCGAGAAAAAGCCUACAACUUCAAAAUGGGGAGUUCAUGCUCAUCAGGUCAAGCCCACAAGGACAAGGAUUCAUCCCAGGGAUCCGAAGAUAGUUCUCCAAGCUACCAUGUGGCAAGGACUGGAGAAUCGGUGUUCGAGCCGCAACCGGGUGCGUCAACUUCAGCCGGCUCCUACCCACCUGAAACGCAACCGCAGACAUCUAUGGCCAGCGUGUCGUCAGGUGUGGUGCUCAGAGUUGAUAGUGCUUCCGAUCCACCACCCAGGACAUUGGCUGAAAGACAGGGAGCAGCUAGAGCCGGCGGAUCGGCUGAAGGCGCUUCCCCUAGUUCACCACCUAAUCCACCUGAGCCUACCAUUCCGGUUGACAAGACCAAUCUUCCAACAACAAUUAUCAAAAUGCCUGAUGAAAUCUUGCAUCUGCUGCUUGGGACAAUUCCGGCUGCGAGAACCGUUGUCAAAGCCAAAAAGAUUACCAUCUACGUGGCAGCAGCCGACUCACAAGACUGCUGCCUGGAAAAGGGUAUUUUGCACAACAAAGUCUACCCAGUGCUAAGAAAGGAGGCAAUUGAGCAUGGCUAUGAGCUUCACAUUGUAGAUUUACAUUGGCGGACAGCUCUAGAAAAACAACAAGACCAUGAGUUCCCUGAAUUGUGUGUUGAGCAGCUAAACCGUCAAGCAGAAAUCUCGUACACAAUUCCAGUGAUCUUUCUGAGUGAUUCACUUGGAACUCCAUUGUUGCCAAAGACCAUCGAAGCACAAGACUUUGAAAUGGUUCUGAUGAACCCAAUGACUGAUGCCGCUGACCGAAACCAUCUACAGAAGUGGUAUAGGCUGGAUAGCGAUGCACAACCACCCUGCUUCCGCCUGCAGUCAUUCAAAGCCGAAAUACCUGGAUUAAAGGAUUUUCGUAGCGAAGAACGCGCCAGAGCUUUAGCCGAAUGGCAAGCCGAGGUUGAUCACGUUUUCGCCGUCCUUUUGGCCGCAUUUUCCGAAGAACUUCGUGACUCCUACCUGACAACAGUUGUCGAACAAGAAGUGCAUAACACUGUUGUCAUGAGCCAGGAGUUGGCCAAACGCUGCGUAUGGCUGCAGCGAGUUUAUACACAUCAGCCGCUUGAAGAGUUGAGAGUGACAACUAAAAGCGAAGCAGAACUCAAACGUCGUCUGGAUACCAUCCAGAAGGCCUUGAAGACAUCAUUAGAAGAGAAGCACGUCCUCCGCAUAUCGGUUCCUUGGAACAAGUCUGGUCUAGAUCAAAGCUUGCCUGAGAAUGCCCAAUAUGCGGCUGAUGUCACAGUACAGCUGCGUAUAGCUUUACUGUCCAUCAUCAAUGAAAUAGUAGAUGACGAUCCAAUCAAACUAUUGCCGCCGCUCAGCUCAUCAUAUGGCAUAGAAGCCGAAUUAUUCUACGAACUUUCGAGACAAGCACAAUUUAUACAAAAGUUGGCACGUUGCAGCGUUAAUGGGGAAGACCCAAUGUCACAAAUGAAAUCCUAUAUCAAAGCGGAAAUUGCUAACAACAAAAUAUUCGUUCUUCACGGAACCCAAGGAUCUGGCAAAAGCACUUUGGUCGCCCGUGCGGCUCUAGAAUGCCACGAGUGGCUGCCAGGCUCCAUGCUCGUAGUUCGCUUUGUCGGUGUGACCGCUCACAGUUUGAGUAUGGAGCAAAUUAUAAGAACUAUCUUGGCACAAUGUGAAAUAAUUGAGGGGGGUCAUGUGUUGACUCACAAACACAGUUUAGAUACUUACGCACAAAUUUUCCGAAGUACUCUGGCGGCUACUGCUUUAAAGAGGACUGUAAUUAUUAUUUUGGAUGGACUGGAUCAGGUCCGUGACUUUGGGACUGACAAUUAUGACUGGCUACCUACGUCGUUGCCUCCCAAUGUUCGAAUGAUUCUGACAGCAAACGAUGAUAAUAAAGUGAAUCAUUUUGAAAGAAUUGAGAGAAGACUUGGAUCAACGGGAGGCUAUUAUGUAAAGAUGCCAACUCUUGAUGAGCUAGAAGCUCAGAACAUCUUGAUGUCUUCUGUUGUUGAAUACAAUCAUAGUGUCAAUAGCACCGUACAAGAUUGUGUCAAAGCAUCAGUAGCUGAGUGCACAUUACCGUUAUACAUCAAGGUUUUGGCAUGGCAUACAUCGUGGAUAGGGCCUGGCUCUGAGAGUGAGGUUAUUCCAAAAGGAACAGUUGACAAGCAAGUGAAGUUGAUGUUAGAACAGCUUGAAGGAUUGCUUGGUACUGAACAGGUUGCUAUAGCGAUGGCUUUACUAGUGGCAUCCAAAUUUGGUCUCUCAGAUUCUGAAAUGUUGGAUGUGCUAGCCCAUGAUUCAGCUUUCCAUAGUUCUUCUACAUAUGUGAAAUGGGCUCCAGCUUGCUUGUUCUGGGCGAGGUUCGUGAAACGCAUGUGGCCGUUCCUAACAUGGCUGCCGGCUGGAGGCACAUGUGUGAUCCAGUGGCGUGAUGCAGCAAUACGCAAUAUUGUGCGUAAGAAGUACUCAAACCGAAUGUCAUGGGCGCACAGUAUCCUGGCCGACUACUUCAAGGGAGACAUGUGCAGGAGAGGAGAAGAGAGGCUUGACGCACGGUUCUUUGAUCAGUCUAACAGCGUUGGUAAUGGCCGCUACAACUGCAGGCGGUUGGAAGAAUUGCCUUACCAUAGCUGUAAGCAGAAUGAUAAGAACUACGUCAGGGAUUAUGUUUUCAAUCACAUCUGGAUAUAUGACAAGCUGUGCGGUACUUCAGUCUACCAGGUUCUGGAAGACGUUCGAAUGGCUCCAAAUGACUGUGCAAUAUCACAUGACCUAUCGUGGCUUCGAGGGUUUUUGGAGCACAAUAGCACAGGUUUGGGAAUCGACGGACGCCAGUUCUACACCCUUCUGGGAGCUCCAGAUCUGUACAGAUCGUCGCAUAGUAAUCUGUGUACGGCUUGGGCACAAAUAGCUAUUGAUCCGCCGGUUUUUUGUCUCACCAUUCUACCAACAACCAGAGAAAGAGCACUGAGUACUACCAGUAGAGAUUCUCAGGAAAGCAACCCGGAGCUCUUGACCAAGACGUAUUUCGAUAACAUCUACAGGCUCCCUAAAAGCUGUGACUAUGUUAUCACAACUUCUGGCGACCGAGAAGAAAUCUGUGUAUGGGAUGCAGUCAAGUGCACAAGGGUGCGCACUCUGCGUAAGGUGACACAGCCGUUGAGCUUAGUGAUGAUUGAUGAUUACCAAAGUAUUGUCCUCUGCAAGCGUGAGCUCAGAACUUAUGAUCUCAAUGAAGGCCACCUUAUAGGCAAGCUUAAAGGUGUAAUGAACCAGAAGAUGCCCUACUACGGUCUUCAUGACGCGAAUCAUUUGGUUGCGUUGUCUCGUAAUCGGAUGUAUGUCAAUCUCAUGCAUAUAGAAACCAGUGACCUUGUAACAACAUUCAAAGCUGGUGAAGAUCGUUUUCUUAACUCUCUGAUGGUAUCAGGCGAUGGAAGGAUUCUGGUUUGUGGCGACGAAACUCAAAAACCAUUUCCGCUGCUUGUUUGGGACCUAACUUCGCGGAAACUGCUCUACGAUCUGAGGAUAGCACACCAUGAUUUCCUCACCGAAUUAGCAGCAAUCACUUACGAGGGUCAUUUCGUUUGCUGUGUCACUUCGGAAGUGGAUGAGCCGGGUCCCAACUUCAUAGUCGUGUACGACCUUCAGUCAGGCACUUUGUUCAAGAAAUGGAAAGCUGGAGUGGAUUGCGUUGCCCUUGACAUUUCAUCCAAGGAUGCUUGUGUCCUUAGUGGACACGAAGAUGGCCGCAUUCUUCUCUGGGACCUUGUCACCGGAAACUGCAGGUGCAAGCUGAUGGGACAUUCUGGGCCAGUCACGUGCUUGAGACUCGAUCCCAGUGGUGGAACCUUCAUCUCCUACGACACCAAAUCCAGGGACAGAUCCAUGAGGCUGUGGAACAUCGCAAAAGGUGAGCAAGCUGCCGUCUACACACCGGACCGUCGAAUAACUGCGGCGGAGAUAGUCUCCGGUGGUCAGUUCGUUGUGAUCGCAGUUGAAGGUGUGGAUCAGCUGAUUACGUUGCAGCUCAUUGGGCCACAAAAACCUCGCACAGAUGGUCAAAUCAUCAAGAUGGAAUCUGACUACAACCUGGAGGAGAGGUGUGGUAAGGUAUUCGAUUGUGAAGAUAGGUGACCUGUGACUUUCUCUUCAGAGGUCGGAAUAAUUGAAUAGCACAACCCUAUCCUUCCCAUCAGGCAAGGAAUCUGUUACACUUCAUUCAUUUUGCGUGAAACAAGAAUAUAGAGGAACAGAGAACAAUAUUAGUUCUGCGAACUCUUUUUUUAAACCUAUACAAGAUAAUGAACGUUACUAACGAUUUGAGCAUUUCAUCAUUCGCGUCGAGAAACUGUAAGAUAAGUGAAAUGUUCAUAUUUAUACAUAUUAUACAAGUGCCGGCUGAUACGAUAAUGUACGUUAAAAUUUCAAAAUGUAUUGUACUUAUAAGUUAUUUCGCGUAAAGAUGAUUUAAAAUUUAUUCUGUGUCAAUGCAAAGUGAUUUGAAUAUAUAAUUGAUGACGCAUCAUACUGCUCUGUAUGUUCGUCAUACUUGUAAUCUCUUUAUAUCUUGGAAGUUGCACAUAUUGAAACGUUCAAAUAUUUCACUAAGAAAUUCUAUGUGUGUUUGUAGUUCUAUAUUCAAAUAUUUUCUCACCCUACCAGUCAAAAUGUCAACUAGUUUUCAGUAUUUCUUGCCUAUCACUUGAAAUUUUCUAUCUUCAUGACGGUUUAAUUCAGAUUUUUGAAAAAUUGUCACGAAAGUUCUUCUAAUAUACACAACAGUUCAAAACUCAGGUCAAGGCUUUAAAGAUGUAGAAUAUAAUUUCAGACUUGAAAUUUCUAUUCCUGAUCAUGUAAAUAAUUGUUGGUAGAGGUGGUGACAUGUUUGUGUUGAAUACAAAUUGAUUUCUGUACAGAUCAUAAUCUUAUGCUAAACUAUUUAUGCCUAAUCGUUGGUAUUUGACACCUUAUUAAUCUCGAUUAACUAAUAAUAAUAAUAAAUAUUUUUAAAUUCAUCGAGUUCGACGAUACUGGUAAUAGUAUAUAAUUAUACGUUACAUUGGUUUUGCGCUUAUCAAGACUUUUAUUGUGAUAAGUGGAGUGUAACAGAUUUUUUGUAACUCUGUUCGAAAAUAACAAGACCAAAUGUCAUUUUAGAUAUUAGCCUAUUAGCUGCGUAACAGUAUUAUUAAAAAAUCAGUAAGAACUAUUAUUAUUUGAGUGCAUAGUGAAUCUACUGAAAAUGUGUUCAUUGGAGUAUGGGAGAUGCACCCUUUGAACUACAAAUUCUCAAGUCAUAAUGCUGAAACUCAGUGGUCUUGAGAAUAAACAGAGGGUUUAUUCUUCGGAAGUGAAUUCUAUGUUUUGUUAUUGUAUUAUUUAUUGUAGUGUAACUACUUUUUAUUCACAACAACUUACUUCUUCCAAGAAAAUCUACAAUAUUUACAGUUUUACACAUGUUGUGGUUUUCACAUUGGGUUGGAACACGCUUUCUGGUUCCAAAUUCAAUAUGAUAAAGUUCAGAAAGCAAGAAAGCGGAACAGCCUUCCUUCAUUUUGAUAUUGUUUCGAAUUAUUAACCCUUAAUCUUGUUGGGACGUUUUUGUUUGAAAAUCUUUUGAAGGCUUUCAGCUGUGCAUUCAAGAUAACCCACGUAGAAUUAUCUGCAGCCAAGCUCUGUUAUUGACUGCUUUUAAAUUAUGAUUUCACAAGGGAGAAGAUGUAAUCCUUGAUUAAAGUAUUGCUUCGUUCACUCAAAUACGUAGGCCUAGUAUCGCACAUGGCGCUACUACCUGGGUUAUCUUGAGAAUAAAUGUUUUUAUUUUAUUUUUGUGUACGUUGAAGCCUGCUCUAUUAUCAUGUUCUGUACUUCUCUCAUACAUGAUAAUAGUCGAGGGCCUCAAUGUCAACAUUAUUUUCUACAUUUUUAUCUUUGGAUUUCGAUAUCCAAAGUUCAUGUCAAAACUCUGUGAUCUGUUAAUAAUCCUGGGUAUUCUGAGACUCUAUUCUAAGGCUCGAUAUGUAAUAAUUAAUAUAGAUAUAACCAACUUCUGGAAUUGAGUGAGAUGAAGCUGGACUCACAUUUCUAUUAUCGAAAACAGAAAUUCAAUCUUUAAAAUCUAUCCAAAAUUAUUUCCUUCCAGUUUUUUAGCUCCAAUAUCUGUAUCAGUGGUUUCUCUCAAUUAUUUCCUUCCAGUUUUUUAGCUCCAAUAUCUGUAUCAGUGGUUUCUCUCAACGUGCAAUGAAACUUCAACAAGCAUUAUCUCUCUUUCUAUCUUUAUUUUAAAAGUUGGUCACAUAAAUACAUUUGUAAGGCUUGUAGAUAUUUAUCUACAUACAUAUUGUACAUAUAUAAACGAAACUAUUUUAUAUCAAAAUGUAAAUAUUAUAUACAUAUUCAAUUACUUGGAGGUAUCCAGUGAAAAUGUUCUCUAAUCAGAAUAUUCAUAAGCUAAAAUCUACAUGUAUUUAUUUUCUCUCAUUCGUACUGGAAUCUUCCCAACUUGAUAUGUAAAAGGCGUGAUACCGAACUUCAAUAGUGACUGUUACUCUGCUUCUAAAACAUUUUCUGGGUCUGAAAUUACAAAGAGAAUAUUCGCGUUCCCUAUCUAUCAAUUUCUUAUCCCAAUUGUAAUAAUAGUAGAUGUAAUAGUAUCAUAAAUACGAAUCACUCCAUGAUCGAGCAUUAAAAGUCUCAAGAAAUUCUCUUGUAGGAUAGAAAUUUAUGAGUUUUCAGAAUACAGUAACUUUUAGCUUAGCGGAUAAAUUCUAUAUAGAAUAUAAUACAGAAAACUAGUUAUUAAAUUUCUUCUGUCUCAGAAUCUCCCUCCUAUUAAAUGUUGAAGUUCUAAUCUCAAUCUGAAACUGGGAAAUGGUUAUGCACAUUCGUUUAACAGAGCGAAUAGAAAGCAAUAAUUAUUUCUUCAAUUUUUUUAUACACGGGAUGGAAUAGUGUGGGGUGUGGGUUCAGCUUUAAGAAUUAUUCUGGUUUUAUUUUCUUCUAUCAACCCUUAAAUUAACCUGAUAUUCAUCUAUACCAUAUCUAAUCGAUUCAGAUUUAAUGUGUAUCGAGUCUCAGAAUACUACAACCAGAAGAUACAUAGUUUUCAAGUAAUUAUUAUCAAAUCAUGCUUGAACUAUGUAUUCAUUGUAAGUUAUCCAUAACUACUUUAUAUAUAAUAUCGAUCUAAUAAGGGACAUGGAUUAUUUCGUGUUUCUUCGGUUGCAUCGAUACUUCACCCACUAUAUGUCAUGUACCGUACCCUUCAAAUGUUCAUCAUGUGUGAUAUCACUCUAUUAGUUUGCAACUGUUGUCCAUGAAACUUUCGCUAAACACCUUCCAUAUACUAAAUCCCAGUGUGCCUUCUUGUCAUCCUUCAACCCGUUUCUCUCUUUAUCCUGUUCGCUUUUGAAAAAAAUGCUUGAAAUUUAUGUAUGAAUAGAAGAUUUGAGUUCAUAGAAUUAUAACUAUAUAGGUGUAUCAACUCAAUUAGAACCAUGAAGUAAGCUUCUCUCCUCAUGCAUAGUAAAACACCCACUGAUUAGUCUAACAUAUAUCAUAUACCAUUCAUUAUAUUAUUCUCUCAUCAUACAUUUCAUCAAUGUGUCCUUGUCAUUGUAUUUCAUAAAUGAUGCAAAGUAAUGCAAAGUAGUGUUAUAACCUAAAUCUGUUACAAAGAGUGACAAGAACCAUACUUCUAUACAAUACUGCAACAGUGAUUGUCGUUCAGUAUUUACAACAUCUUUUCAUGUAUGGUUAUCAAGGUUUAAACUAAUUAAUCAUUAUUAAUAUAUAUUAAGGCCUAUGUGUUUUGUAUGUUCAAUCGAAAAGAAAAUGUUUAAAAACAAUAGUUGUUCUGCAAAAAUAGAGGACCUGCCACAGAAGAAGGUGCAUAUGUUGGAGUUGAAUUUCCAAUGUUUUUCAUAUUCUACAAAAUGUGUUCAUCUUUCUUCAUCAAAUUUUAUAUAGUACGUGUUUGUUCACUCAAUGUAUCUUGGAAAUUAUUCACUUCAUCUCCAAAAAAGAGGGCACUUUUAUCAUAUAUUAAUUCAAAUGAACGGUUUUAUUCAGUAGGCUAAUCUAUUUGUGAGGUUUUUAUUCUAUUUAAUAAACAAAAUAUAAACUUUUGUUAUUCAUGUCAAUAAUCAAGUAAUGAGAUCGAUCAUUCUCACAAGUAGACUAUCAUUAUGAAGUUGGUAUAAUAUUUUGCAUAACUAUAGCAAAUAAGAUGAUCUGUCUGUAUUUGAGUAAUACUUUCAACUUGACUCCAUUUUUACUGAAUGAGAUAUCUAAGUGUAACCACAUUUCCAAAAAUCAGACAACUACAGGUAACACAGCGGAGGUCAAAAAACUGGAAUAUAAUUCAGAAGAUGACUUGUAGCACCAAAAGGAGCUUUGCUGCUGUACCAGUAGUGGAUUAGUGCAUUUCAGCCAAAGCAGUAAGAAUGCCAGCAAAAUCGUGAGUAGUCAGUGACUUCCCUUUCAUCAGUCUCAUUUCUUGAUUGUUAUUGUAUCUAUAGUCUAUGUGACUGCUUACAUCACCUCAGUAAGGUAUGCCUGAACUCGCGCGUUUUGCUCAUUAUUUCAAUCAAGUGGCAAUCUGUAGAAUGAUAGAAGAUUGAAUCAUGCUUAAAGAUAUUUCGAUUACUUAGAUAGGUUCCUAUAUAACUUUCUAGCUUCCGUAGUAGAUAAACAAAUAACCACUAAAAAUGUUUGAAAACACUAUGUACCAUAUAAAUUCAAUUUGAUAAUUCCAGAAGAUCAGCAAUAUUUUUUUGUUGUUCGCAGCAUGAAGCUGUUAUAUCAGUAAAAGGGAAUGAUACACAAAUCAGUAUUGUGAUUUUUAAUGAUCAUAAAAAUUAAAAUAAAAUGUAAUUCACAUGAUGAAUACAUCAAAAAUCUGAUUCAUGUUUUUCGAAUAAGUCUAAAUAUUGCAGUUUGAUUUUUGAGUAAUAAUUUUCUCUAACCAGACUUCAAAGUUUUAGACUUUUUGAGGAGAAUUGAACUGAGAAAAUUUGAACACAAUCUGAUUAGCCACUUGAUGACAAUUCGAUAAUAUAAAUUAUUCGCACCUUCUUUUGUGGCAUGGGUUAAGUAUAAAAGUAAGUCAAUAUUUAUGUGUUUGGUGUUAGUCAUAUAAUAUGUAACUGAAAAUUUAAUUAAGGAUCUCCACAUUUCGUUUUCAAGUUGUUGACAUAACAUCGUCAUACUCAUUCGGUUGGAUAAAGAUUGUAAAAUUGGUGAUAUUGUUCUUGACAAGACGAUUUUCUCCGUUCUGUGAUGAAGUGUGAAUGAUUGUUGUGCAUGUGCUCUGAUGUGUAUUACACCACAUGAGAAAUGGAAAAAUAUUGUGAAGUGAUACAAUACUGCAUUAUGUUUAAACCCAGUUUUGAAGGGAACUGUUGACAAUUCUAUUCUUGUAUAGGUUCAUAAUUUUUGAAUAACGAAAUUAGAGAAUUAAUCUUCUCUAAUUAGUUAGUUUGGUAAUUCGAUAUUAUUAUUUUCAUUUUUUUAUUGCAUUGAUAUUAAUUGUUGUUCUUUGAGAAAAAUCAAUAAUCAUUGGACAGUCAGAUUAUUUAUUCUUUAUAAUGUUUGAAUACUGUGCUUGUGGGCUUGUUCACAAACAACAGGAUUAUUAUAAUUAUUAUCAUGACGCUAUCAUUUUAGAUGAAAUAUGCUAAGAAUAUGAACAUGUAGAUUGUGGGCUAUUUUUUACGAAGCUAAGCUCUGGAAUUCAAUUAUUGGAUCUCUGGUCACUGAAAAUUUGAGAUGCUGGUUCUGAAAUGGUGUGCUAAAUUGAAAGUAACAAACAAAACAUGAAACACUAAUCAGGAUGAACAGCUUUGAAUCAUUCUGUUUGGAGAGAAGAGGUUCUCUAUGAAAAGAGACUUGUCAAGAAAUGUUGGAUUAUUUAUGGAAGGCAAUUAGUACAUGUAAUUGAAGUAAUUAUGUUUUUUCAUGAAUUUUGAGAGAUUGAGUACAUGAUUGAUGAUUGAAAUGAAUACACGAUCAAUAAAUCAGAAAUUGAGACAGAGUUUGACAAAAUCUAUUGUAAUAAAAAAAUGACAAAACAUUAAAUGAGCAAGACAAUUUCGAUUUAUUCAAGACCAAGAAUCGAAAAGAAUUGUCGUUGGUAUUUUUGAGCUUUUAUUAUCUCAGUUAUAUCAUUGUGACUGAAACAAUGUCUUCUAAAAUUCAUAAAAAAUCAUAUGAUUAUUUUAUAAUAAUGAAUAAUGCAAAUAUGGCAUAUUUACUUACAAUUCUGAUUCAAUGUCUUGCCAAUUUCAUUCUUGUUUUCCAUUUAAUUUACUUGUUAAUCAUUGCUGUCAGUGAAAAUUGAUCAUUGCACAUGAAGAAAGACUCGGGAUGAUAGAAAUCUUAUAUGAAGCAUUUAAAAUAUAUCACUAGUAGGCGUGAGCUAGAGAAUGGAAAAUGAGAAAGUUUUCCGGAAAAGAUUAAUUUUCUUUAAAAAAAAUGUAUUUUAUGUUCGUGUAAUGUUUUUCAUUUUAAUUUAUUCAUCGUUUCCUUUCUGGAUGUUUGAUCCCUAUUGGGCAACCAUUUAUGUUCUCAAUUAAUUAGCCUAUUUAAGUUACGAUUUACUAAAAUUUAUGAAACUCUUCAAUUAGACUCAUUUUUUCAAUAAUUUCACAGACCAAUAUUCUUUUCCACUCUUCCUCUUUUUCCAAUCCUAUUCAUUUUCAUGUUCCUAAUGAUUUACUAAUCAUUUUUUCAGUGUGUGUGUUUUUACUUAUCUAAUAUUAAUAUUGCUUACUGUCAAUUCAUUAGUCUUUCAUCGUCAAUUUUUUCUUCCAUAUUCCUAUUUUUUUUUUAAUUCCAUGGUUUAGUUAACCUUUUUAAAAUUCUUGUAAUCAAUUAAUUUGUUAUUGUAUAAUUUUGGUUUUCUAGUUCAUUUUAUUCGACUUCUAUUGUACUAUUACCUUUAAUUCAGUGGAUGACAAUGAAUGAAUUCAUCCACAAAUAUUCAACAAGAAUAUAUGAAAAAAUAGACAUAGGGAGUAGAUCCUUUGAUGUAACACGCAAUUUUACUACAUGAUACGCAAAUUUAGUAAUUAUAGACAAGUAUAAACAAAACCUACCAUGAUAUAAUAGACUAUCCAUAAAUUUUGGUAAAAACUUUUUAUUUGAUUUUUCUUGAACAGUUUAAUCAAAUCUAAACCAGUUUUAAAUUCAACCUGUGCUAAUUGGAUCUAGUCCCUUGAUAUGAUUAUACCUGAAGAAUAAUUAAAGAAACCAAACAUAGACCUAGUUUAUAUCACAACUCAUCUGUACAGCAAAUUAUUAUUGCUAAGUAAUGUAUAUUAUCACCAAGUCCAUGGUAUCAUCUUGUUCUGUUUUAAUGGUUCUAGUUAAAAUGUCUUGGAAGUGAAUCAAUUUAUGUAAUAAUGAAUCCGGUAUUGUAUAAUUGGAAAAUUCAAUAAUUUUAUUUCCAGAUGAAUAAUUUGUAAACGCAUUGAAAUUACCAAUUUUGAAAGUACGAAUUGUAAUGGUUUGGUUUCAAUGCUUGAAUUAAUGAGUAUAACUUGAAAACGGAGGUCUCAUUACAUUAAAAAAUAAAAUCUUUGUGUAUCUUUGUCAAAUUAAUUAUUUCUUCAGUUUCUUAUAUGUUCUCGUAUAUUUGGCAUCAUAGUUUUAUACAAGUGCGAUACUGAUCCAAGAUGUUAUUCCUCCUUAUCCUAAUCUAAGUCCUCCUUCUGCAUCUAACCUAAGUGCGUUAUCAUAGUUUUCAGAGUGAUUGUCUCCUUACCCAUUCAAGGGAAGUAGUUAGAGGUAUUGUUAGGCAGAAUCAUUUAACAAAAUGUUGAAUUGUUAUUUGAUUAUUGUGAUUAAUAUUUAAUUAAUAAAUCAAUCGAGCUGGCCUCGAAUAUCAAAUAAUACUAAAGAUUAUCUCUAGAAAUACAGUAUGUUAAGACCUGUGUUCAAUAUAUUGUAAUGGUUGGGUACACUUUCCAUUUGACCUAUGUACUUAUUCAUUAUUUGUUGAAUAUAAAAAUCCAUUAAUUCAAUCCAGUA